This is a messenger RNA of Rhododendron vialii, 3164 nucleotides long. Its product is annotated as receptor-like protein kinase HERK 1. NCBI's taxonomy places the organism in Eukaryota, Viridiplantae, Streptophyta, Magnoliopsida, Ericales, Ericaceae. Gene Ontology annotation, biological process: protein autophosphorylation. The transcript has a single exon. The record is from RefSeq and is a predicted model, not a curated record. The coding region runs from base 373 to 2847 and encodes 824 amino acids. Gene Ontology annotation, molecular function: ATP binding; transmembrane receptor protein tyrosine kinase activity. Gene Ontology annotation, cellular component: plasma membrane; plasmodesma.
AUCUGUCAAACCCAAGACACUAGUGAGUAUUUUUAAUAUCUAUCUAACCAAGAGAAAACAACUAAAGUGGUUUGUCCAGGCCAAGAAUUGUUCAAAAUUCGGUUGCUCUCAUAAACAAUAGAAGGAUAUUUUUGAUCGACUAUUCAUCCACAAUUCGAAGAGCCUUCUUACCAAUUUCUCCUCCGUUCUUUCCAUUUGGCAUUACAUGAAAAAGCUGCUAAGUGUCUCAAAGGUGACUCUUAAAACAUUUUUUUGCCUCUGUUCUUGAUUUCUCUCUAUUGAGUUAAUCGAUCAACUGGGUUACGAUCAAUAUGUAGAAUUCAUCGGUUAAUCAGUUGCUUCAUCCUUUAUUUAAGCUAUAAAAUAAAUAAGAUGGGUGUGUAUGUGGGUGUUUUGCUUAUCUGGGUAUUGUCCACCACCUGUUUGAUCAAUGUCUCCUUAGGAUUUGAUCCCGUGGAUAACUAUCUGAUCGACUGUGGAUCGCUCGCAAAUACACAUGUGGGUGAUCGAGUCUUCGUAGCUGAUGUUUUCAAUUCCAGUAUUCUUUCGACUCCACAAAAUAUAUAUCUCACUACAAAAUCCAAUUCCAUUUCAUCCACCUUUGAUUUAGCUUUAUAUCAAACUGCAAGAAUUUUUAACGGAACUUCCCAAUACACCUUUUCGAUUAAGAAGCAAGGGUUCCACUGGAUUCGGCUUUAUUUCUUCCCUUUUGUUGAUGGAAAUUAUAAUCUAAGCAUGGCCAAGUUCUCUGUUUCAGCCCAAAGUUUCACCCUCCUCAGCGAUUUCCAACCACGGAAUGAUCCUGUAGUUAAAGAGUUCUCAUUGAAUGUAACUUCUGAUGAUCUUGUUCUAACUUUUACUCCUUCUCAAAAUUCAUUUGCUUUCUUAAAUUCGUUGGAAAUCGUUUCCAUCCCCGAUGGACUCUUUCCCGUUGGUGCUAGAACCAUUGAUCCUCCCGUCAAAUACCAAACUUUCUUGACAGAAGCAAUGGAGACUGUUGCCAGGGUGAACAUGGGUAACCAUUCAGUUUCCCCACAAAAUGAUACGUUAUGGCGACUUUGGGUUUCCGAUGAACCUUAUCUGGGUCAUGUCAAUCUUGUCACUUUUGUAUCGAAUAUGAGAGCUGUUAAUUACUCGACAAAAUGGCCUACUAGGGAUGUUGCUCCUCCUUCUGUCUAUGGCACCGCCACAAGGCUUAACUCACAACAGGAUCCUCUUACUAGGGUCAAUGUGACCUGGUCCUUUUCUGUUGAUCCCAAUUUUCAGUACAUGGUUCGGUUUCAUUUCUGUGAUAUAGUGAGUGUUUCCCCAGAGCAGCUCUUUUUCAAUGUUUAUAUCAACUCUUGGCUUGUUGCUUUGAAUCUUGAUCUUAGUAAUCUAACAUCGAACAUCUUGGGUACCCCAUAUUGUAUGGAUGUUGUCACAACGUCAAGCGAAGGUCAAGUCUUGAGUGUGAGUAUUGAACCUUCAACUCUGGUUGCUCCUUAUGCAGAUGGUAUUCUCAAUGGUCUUGAGAUUAUGAAACUUGGCGAUUCUAAGGGAAGUUUCGCGGUGAGGGACUUUAAAGUGAACUCCAAGAAGAAAGCUUGGGUGAUUGUAGGAAUUUCUAUUGGGGUGUCAUUUGUUGCUUUUUUUUCGGCUUUGUUUUUGUUUGUCGUCUGCAGAAGAAGAAGAAGAUCGUCAGUUGUGGGCCAUUCAGCAGACGACCAUAUCGUGAACAAUGCAGGUGGGAAUUGUCAAACCCUGGAAAAUAAACAUGCCAGCGGAAUUGCGAUUAUUUCCUGUUCAAAAAAUGGGUAUCGGUUCCCUUUUGUGGCAAUUCAAGAGGCCACUGAUAAUUUCAGUGAAAGUUUGGUGAUUGGGUUUGGUGGUUUUGGGAAGGUCUACAAGGGGGUUUUGUCGGAUGGAACUAAGGUGGCAGUGAAGAGGGGAAUAUCUCAAUCUAGACAAGGUCUUGCAGAAUUUAAAACUGAAAUUGAAAUGUUGUCCCAGUUCCGCCACCGCCAUUUGGUAUCAUUGAUAGGCUACUGCCAUGAGAAAAAUGAGAUGAUCAUAAUUUAUGAGUACAUGGAAAAUGGGGCUCUCAAAAACCAUCUUUAUGGAUCAGAUCUUCCUAGCUUGAGUUGGAAACAAAGGCUUGGAAUUUGCAUUGGUUCAGCCAGAGGACUUCAUUAUCUUCACACGGGGUCCACAAAGCCAAUUAUUCAUCGCGACGUCAAGACUGCAAAUAUACUUCUAGAUGAGAAUCUCAUGGCUAAAGUUGCUGAUUUUGGGAUUUCAAAAGCCAUUUCUGAGAUUGACAAGACACAUGUUAGUACGGCUGUGAAAGGAAGUUUUGGGUAUCUUGAUCCGGAGUAUUUGAAAAGCCAACAACUAACUGAAAAAUCAGAUGUGUACUCUUUUGGGGUUGUUUUGUUUGAAGUUCUUUGUGGGAGGCCUGUCAUCAAUCCAUCGCUUGCUAGGGAAAUGGUGAAUUUGACUGAAUGGGCAAUGGAGUGGGAAAAGAGAGGGGAAUUGAAGAAAGUAAUAGAUCCUUGUCUCAAAGGGGACAUUAAACCGGAUUCUUUGUUGAAGUUUGGGGAAACUGCUGUGAAAUGCUUGGCUGAACAUGGGGUUAAUCGGCCUAACAUGGGAGAUGUGCUGUGGAAUUUGGAAUGUGCACUUCAACUUCAGGGAAAUGAUGAGAGACCUAAUUUGAAUGGUGAUAGUGAUCCAUUACCUGACAACGUCUGUCACUUUGAGACUAGCAUUUCUUCCUCACAAUUCAGUGUGGGCAGCGCCCACAGUCUUGCUGAUGUUUCAAUGAGUAGACUGUUUUCCCAAAUGGUUAAAGCCGAAGACAAGUAGACAGACUGAAGUGAGAAAAUGAAAACCGGAAGACUAAACAUUUUACCGUGCACAUUUCUUUCCUCACACUGGAUAUGGCAGGGUGCAUGGCCCGAAAGUGCAAGUUCAAGUAAGUUGUAGUUGACCUCCUAUACAUGAAAUGGUAGGUAGAGGCUGUGUCCCUGUGAAAUAAGCUCGAGUUUUCAACCCUUGAGUUAGAUUAGUUUGUCACUCGUCAAGGUUACACAUUGUGCUGAUUGUGCUUCUGUGUUACCUUUUUCUUUUGCCAGAUUGAUGAUUUCUCUUUAUUAAUAAGAAUUACAUUCCAUACCCAAUAA